Messenger RNA from Lentinula edodes (shiitake mushroom), 1834 nucleotides. Its product is annotated as kinase-like domain-containing protein. Lineage: Eukaryota; Fungi; Basidiomycota; Agaricomycetes; Agaricales; Omphalotaceae. Gene Ontology annotation, biological process: protein phosphorylation. Bases 56 to 1408 code for a protein of 450 amino acids. Gene Ontology annotation, cellular component: nucleus. Gene Ontology annotation, molecular function: cyclin-dependent protein serine/threonine kinase activity; ATP binding. The record is from RefSeq and is a predicted model, not a curated record. The transcript has 4 exons.
UCAACUCCUUGGUUACAUAUGCCACAUAACAUGUUCUUUUACCGUUUGCAAAUUCAUGCUGGAAUUGUCCUCUACGGAUAUUGCUGACAGUCAGGAGGAGGAUAUCAUCAAUCCAAGUGACAGUGAAGAUGACGGCGACUUUGAAAUCAUCGCUGAAGGCAUUGCUUCGACUGUGUCAAAGACCUUGGCAUCUGUAGACAACGGAGAGCCUCAGCUCGUUGUCGUCAAGACUUCUACCAUAAUCAAGAAGUGGGCGAAAGAGCCACACGAUAUCAUUAAGGAAUGCAGAAUUCUCGAAAGACUUUCUCAUCCUAAUGUUAUCCCGAUAUUCGACUCUCUGCUGGACCGAUCUCAGAAUACCAUGAACAUUUGGAUGCCCUACGUUCCGUACUCCCUUUCUGGUCUUUUAGACUCAGCGCGUUUUGUACCUACACCACAGCUAGAAGAUUCCUCGACUUCACAUUCCCAAGCCCAACACUCAAAAUUCCUUCACCUUGCUCGUUCCCUCAUGAUACAGAUUAUAUACGGCGUGACGUAUCUUCACGCACAAAGUAUCGCCCAUCGCGAUCUAAAGCCUGCCAAUGUUUUACUGACGGCGACUGGACGUGUGAUCCUUAUUGAUUUCGGAAUAUCCCGGGAUGGGGCAAAAGAUUAUUACGAGGAGUCACUGAGGAAUGGUGAUCUGUGGCCCGAGGCAAAAGACAGCAUGUAUUUCGAGGUCUCUACUGGUCCCUACCGCGCCCCAGAACUCCUCUUUGGAACGCGCUCUUACGAUGCGUACGCGAUCGACUUAUGGAGCUUAGGCGCAGUGUUCGCCGAGUUUUUUACACCGCUUGUUCCCUUGUCACCAACAUCUGAUGAUUUUCCUUCCUACCCUUCGUUCAUAACAUCGCCCUUCACAUCCGAUUCAAACUAUUCUGCAAAGCAUCCCCCCUCCCGCUACGCUCGUAGCCCUCUCUUCGACGCCUCUCGUGGCGAAAUUGGGUUGGCCUGGAGCAUUUUCAAAGUCUUUGGUACUCCACGGGAGCCCGUAAAUGAACAGGAAAAGGCUCAAAGCUGGGCAUGGUCAGGAUUCCAAGACCUCCCCGAUGCACAGAAAGUCGAAUUUACCAAAGUGGAUGGGGUGGAUUUGGAUCAUGUUUUACCGAAUCUGCCUACGGAAAACGUUGAAAACCCUGGUUCUGCAGUAGAUUUGAUUAAAUCUCUCCUUCGAUAUCCUCCUGAAAGGAGAAUGAAGGCAGAAGAUGCACAGCGACAUCCGUUCUUCUCCUGUGCCGAACGGCUGCUGCCGGAAGACUUCGAUUUCGAAGAGGAGAUGGAUAGGACAGGAAAGGUGUCACGAAUCGAAGCGAAUGGAGCUUAUAUGACCCUGGGCGAUCUGUUAUCAGAAGCAUUAGGGCUUGCUUAAGCUUUCAUUAUAUUGCAUGAGUUUGGUUUGGGUGAUUUUGGAGAUGUCCAAAGAGAAUACUUUUGUGCUAGUGUGGUUCACAACUGACCAUGACCACACGUGAAAAGUACGUUCAAAAUAAGUACUUCAAGAUGUAUGUACAGGACAACCAAUGACCUUGCCACUUGCAAUGGCUAUACCUCGGAAUUGGACAUUUUUUUGACGACUUUGAUUGAACUUGUUUUGUUUUAAGGGGGUUCCACAACAUCAUCCUUCACCUACAUAGCUAGUAUGGAGGCCCUGUACCCACUUGCAACGCAACACAUUUUUCAUCUAGAAUUCUAGUACAUUGACUGCCACCAAGCAAGGUGUGGUCCACGACAGCGGAGCCUAGCUAGUACACUCUUGUUCUUUCGUUUCCACCAUCAUGGGAUGACAAAAUUGUAC